AUGGCCGGCAUUAAAGAGAUGUGGUGGAACGUCUCCUACGUCGAGAACACCAACCCCGACGGUCUCUACCCCCGUCGUGCCAUUGGUGUCAAUGGCACUUGGCCCCCCCCAGCUGUUGUCGUGAACGAGACGGACUCUAUCCUUCUGCACGCCACAAACUCACUCGACUCGCCCCUUACUAUCCAUCAUCAUGGCAUGUUCUUCAACUCGACAUCCUGGAUGGACGGCGCUAUGGGCGUCAGCCAGUGCGGUAUUCCUCCGGGGGAAAGCUUUGACUACAUCGUCCCAAUCAAUUCCUCAAACCAACAUGGCACCUAUUGGGUGCAUGCCCACUCUAACGGUCAAUACGUCGACGGCUUGCGGUCACCAUUGGUCAUUCAUCCGACAACAGAAGUAUAUACCUAUGAUGCCGAAUACACGAUCUCCAUUUCGGAUUGGUACCACCAGCAGCAUUCGACACUCAUGACCCAGUUUGUGAGUAUCGCAAACCCUGGUGGAGCAGAGCCAAUCCCAGAUGCUCCUCUGAUGUACUUCGCGCAAGGCGACACAUACCUUGGGCCUAAGGCAGGAUCAAACCCGUAUCCUGUCACUGCCGCCGUUGGGUUCAACGAAAAUGCGACGCUCUCUUUCGAGCCGGGGAAGACUUACCGCCUGCGCAUUGCGAACAUUGGCGCGUUCGCAGGGUUUUACUUCUGGAUCGACGGACAUGACAUGCGAAUUAUCGAAGCGGAUGGUAUCGACGUGGAAGAGUAUCCGAUCGACAUGAUCAACAUUGGAGUCGCCCAACGAUACUCGAUACUCGUCACUGCGCGGAAUGAUACAAGCGAUAACUGGGCUAUUCAUGCCAAUAUGGACACGACGAUGUUCGAUACCGUUCCGUCUACGUUGAAUCCCAACGCGACGUCUUACAUCGCCUACUCUGGUUCUGCAUCUACCCAGGACCUCGGGCCCGUCACCGCGUACCAAUCAACCAAUGAUUCGCUGCUCGUGCCGAUUGACGUGAUCGGAAUGGCGCCCUCGACGACGACGAUCAAUCUGGAAUUUGAGUUCCAGACCCUUGAUGAUGGAACGAAUCAUGCGCUUGUGAACGGUGUGACAUACAACUCGCCGAAUGUCCCUGCAAUCAUGAGUGCGCUGACUCUCGGCGCGAACGCGACGGUUCCCGCUGCGUAUGGCCCGCUGAGCUUCGUUGUCGACCAUCUGGCAGUCGUGGACAUCGUGCUGAAGAACGGAGAUACGGGCAAGCAUCCGUUUCACUUGCACGGGCACAAGGUGCAGAUCGUCAACUUUGCGGCGGACUACACGUCGGAUGACCCGGCGCUGAACCCGCCGAUCAAUGAGUCGCAGCCGAACCCGAUGCGCCGCGACACGGUCCUAGUCCCACCGGGCAGCGCAUACACGUUCCGCGUCUUAGCAGACAACCCUGGCGUGUGGUUCUUCCACUGCCACAUUGAGUGGCACCUCGAGGUCGGGCUCGCGAUCCAGCUCAUCGAGGCGCCGCUAAUCGCGCAGGAACGCAACACGAUGCCGGUGUACAUGAACCAACAGUGCGCCGCGGACGGGCUGCCGUACUCGGGGAAUGCAGCAGGUAACUCAAACCCGACGGAUUUGAGCGGGCUUGCGCUGGGGCCGUUCCCGCAGAACAACGGAUGGCACCCGAGGGGCAUCGGCGCGAUGACUGGUUGCGUCUUGACGGCGGUACUGGGCAUGCUGAGCGUGACGUGGUACGCGCUUGGCGGGCACGUCUCGGAGGCCGAGAUAGAGCACGAAGAACGUCUCCGGAUCGAAGCGAAAGCAGAGCGCGGGCGGUUCUUCGGGCUUGUGAAGAAGGUGCGCAAUUUGAGGGCAGAGACGGCGCAUUAG
Messenger RNA from Fibroporia radiculosa, 1863 nucleotides. RefSeq lists its product as uncharacterized. The transcript is spliced from 11 exons. Gene Ontology annotation, cellular component: high-affinity iron permease complex. The record is from RefSeq and is a predicted model, not a curated record. The coding region runs from base 1 to 1863 and encodes 620 amino acids. Gene Ontology annotation, molecular function: copper ion binding; ferroxidase activity. Gene Ontology annotation, biological process: reductive iron assimilation; cellular response to iron ion starvation. Lineage: Eukaryota; Fungi; Basidiomycota; Agaricomycetes; Polyporales; Fibroporiaceae.